Molecule: messenger RNA, 1773 nt
Organism: Laetiporus sulphureus 93-53
Lineage: Eukaryota; Fungi; Basidiomycota; Agaricomycetes; Polyporales; Laetiporaceae
Product: G-alpha-domain-containing protein
Exons: 15
Coding region: 100-1623 (507 amino acids)
Biological process (GO): adenylate cyclase-modulating G protein-coupled receptor signaling pathway
Cellular component (GO): heterotrimeric G-protein complex
Molecular function (GO): G-protein beta/gamma-subunit complex binding; G protein-coupled receptor binding; guanyl nucleotide binding
Source: RefSeq, a predicted model, not a curated record
CUGCGACUCAAUUCAAGCGAGCGCUGACGUUGUUAUGUCAUUUCGCAGGGGUCUCUUCUUCUCCAACAGCCAUCGUCGCUGCGAGCGAGGCUGGUUUGGAUGACCGUCUACGUUGACAAGAUGUUUACGGCCUAUUCGCCCUCGACAGACCCUCUCGAGCUGGCGCUGGCGCCUCCUCCAGACGAGUCUGAGCAGGAUCGCCGCAACAGACUCGCUGCCGAGGCAGAGGCGAAACGCAUUUCAGACAUCAUCGACGAAGAGAUCCAACGUCAGGAGAAGACAGAAAAGAAGGGCCCAAAGCCAAUCAAGAUCCUCCUGCUGGGCCAGAGCGAAUCAGGGAAGUCCACGACACUGAAGAAUUUUCAGCUGAUGAAUUCACCAAAGGCUUUCCGAGCCGAGCGCGCAUCAUGGCGUGCGGUGAUUCAUCUUAACGUCGUGCGUUCCAUCCGACUCAUCCUCGAGGCCAUGUCCGACGCGCACGCCGCCCAAGUUCCCGGCGCUAAAUUCCUCACAUCUCACUCCUCCACACGCGCGUCUAGCAGCCGCAGCCUACUCGAUCCCGAUGGUGGCAUCCCGCGCGCAUUGCCACAGCUCACAGCAGAGCACCUCAAGCUCAAGAUGCGGCUAUCCCCCCUACUCCAGGUCGAGCAGGCACUCAUUCGCAAGCUUACUCCGCCAGGUUCAGCCGAGUUCGAGGCGACACACCUCGCGCAGAUGUCCAACGUGUCAUACAUGGACCGCAUGCACGCCAAGGAAGUCGCGGUGAACACGACCUUUGCGUGGAAGGGCAUCUUCAGUAAGUUCAUGUCCGAUACCCGCGAUAGUAUCGACAGUAGAGAGGCGAUAGACUGGGAUGAUCCAGAGGAUCCGGGGAGGAUCAUUUAUGCCUGCGGCGAGGACAUGAUCCGACUCUGGAACGAUGAUACUAUUCAAGCGCUGUUGCGCGCACAGAAUAUACGCCUCGAAGAUCAGCCUGGAUUCUUCCUAGACUCGUUAGAUCGAGUCACGUCUCCUAGAUAUGUGCCGAGCGAUGAGGAUGUAUUGCGCGCACGUUUAAAGACGUUGGGCGUAACGGAAUACAGGUUCUCAAUCAAAGAAGGCAACAUGGGAGGCGGUACUCGCGAAUGGCGUAUCUACGAUGUCGGUGGUCACAGGUCUCUGGUACGAGCGGCGUGGGCGCCAUACUUUGACGACAUGAAUGCGAUCCUGUUCCUGGCACCCAUCAGUUGCUUUGACCAAAUGCUCGAGGAGGACGCAAACGUCAACAGAUUGGAGGAUUCUGUACUCUUGUGGAAGUCGAUCGUGUCGAACCCGCUACUCAAGAAGACAAGCAUCGUCUUGUUCCUGAACAAGGUCGACAUCUUCAAAGCGAAGCUGGAGGCAGGCAUCAAGCUUGGGAAGUACAUCGUCUCGUACGGCAAUCGGCCAAAUGACUUUGAGAGCACGUCGAAUUACCUGCGGCGGAAGUUCGCCCAAAUUCAUAAGGAACGAUCACCCGAGCAGCGGCAAUUUUAUUGCCAUUUUACUACUGUAACCGAUACCAAAUCGACUCAGCACAUCCUGGUUGAUGUGCAGGAUACCGUGAUCAUCAAGAAUCUGAAAAAUAGCAGUCUCAUUGCUUGAGGUUACUUGACUUAUUGGUGCUUUUUCUUGGCUGUAUAACAUACUCGCGCUUGAUACCUAAGUCUUCUGCGCUAUGACUGUAAUUUAGAUACCUCCAGUGCGUCCGUUCUGAUAAAUCUAUGUAGAAUCUCGACUAUAACCAUCGACCGA